Messenger RNA from Odobenus rosmarus divergens (Pacific walrus), 1517 nucleotides. It is a transcript of the gene SLC25A21, whose product is annotated as solute carrier family 25 (mitochondrial oxoadipate carrier), member 21. Lineage: Eukaryota; Metazoa; Chordata; Mammalia; Carnivora; Odobenidae. Gene Ontology annotation, biological process: transmembrane transport. Bases 51 to 947 code for a protein of 298 amino acids. The record is from RefSeq and is a predicted model, not a curated record. The transcript has 11 exons.
CGAGCUAGCCUACUCUUCUCGGCCCACUCCGUCGUGCCGGGCUUGCGAAGAUGUCCGCCGAGCCCGACGCCGGCUUCGUGAAAGAGGCUCCUCGCCAGAUCCUGGCCGGUGGUUCCGCUGGUCUUGUAGAAAUUUGCCUGAUGCACCCCCUCGAUGUGGUGAAAACCAGGUUCCAGAUUCAGAGAUGUGCAACUGAUCCAAACAGUUAUAAAAGCUUGGGAGACAGCUUUCGAACAAUUUUCCGAAUAGAAGGAUUGUUUGGUUUUUACAAGGGGAUUCUGCCACCAAUCUUGGCUGAAACACCAAAAAGAGCAGUGAAGUUUUUCACCUUUGAGCAGUACAAGAAAUUGCUAGGAUAUGUGUCACUGUCGCCAGCAUUGACGUUUGCCAUUGCUGGAUUAGGAUCUGGACUAACAGAAGCUAUCGUGGUUAACCCUUUUGAGGUAGUAAAAGUUGGCUUGCAAGCGAAUCGGAACAAAUUUACAGAGCAACCAUCCACGAUGAGUUAUGCAAGACACAUCAUUAAGAAGGAAGGCUUGGGACUCCAGGGCCUCAACAAAGGAUUUACAGCAACUUUGGGACGUCACGGGGUUUUCAACAUGGUUUAUUUUGGCUUCUACUACAAUGUCAAAAACACUAUUCCUGUCAAUAAGGAUCCAACCUUGGAGUUUUUGAGAAAAUUUGGGAUUGGUCUUCUCUCGGGCACAAUAGCCUCAGUCAUUAACAUCCCUUUUGAUGUUGCCAAAAGUAGGAUUCAAGGGCCUCAACCAGUUCCUGGAGAGAUCAAGUACAGAACCUGUUUUAAAACAAUGGCAACAGUCUACCAGGAAGAAGGGAUUUCAGCUUUGUACAAAGGCCUGCUUCCCAAGAUUAUGAGGCUUGGACCAGGUGGCGCAGUGAUGCUGCUGGUUUAUGAAUACACCUAUACAUGGCUUCAGGAGAACUGACUGGGAACUCCAGAUGUCAAUAGGAGUUUUAUAAGAUCAAAGGAAGACUAUGGCCCUGAGAGUUCAUCUGCUCCUUCUGCUUAUUCUUCUCCUGAAGUUAUAAUCCUCUGUUUGUAGCAAUGAAUUUUGGUUGCUUUAGAAAUAAAUGCAGUUCAAAGCUCUCUCUAUAAGAUAUCUGUUGCUUGAAACAAGCAAUUCCUCGAAUAUAACUUAUGUGUCAGAAAUCUGCUUACUGUUUAUAUGCUAGUGAUCUGAAAGCCUCGCUCAUCUAGCCAUCUGAGUUUUAAGUGAAGCCAUGAAACCGAUGUGACGGAACCGGAUUGCCGUGUAGACUGUGCACAGCACAGACAGGAAGAAAGCAGGAUCACCUCACGAAUGCAUCUUUAACAUCCACAUCUAGUGAUGUGCCCUUUUAGUUAUUGCACAGAAUUAAUACCAAAAAAAAAACCCCCACAAUAUAUUAAUUUUCCAAUAGAUGAAUUGUACCAAUGUUUUUAAAAUGUAGUUUCAAGCCUACAUAUUGCCAAGCAGGAAGAACUUUCUAAACAGAAGAGAAAAACUGUAGAAUUU